Stereum hirsutum FP-91666 SS1 is the source of this 798-nucleotide messenger RNA. Its product is annotated as cytochrome P450. The transcript has 7 exons. NCBI's taxonomy places the organism in Eukaryota, Fungi, Basidiomycota, Agaricomycetes, Russulales, Stereaceae. The coding region runs from base 1 to 798 and encodes 265 amino acids. Gene Ontology annotation, molecular function: heme binding; oxidoreductase activity, acting on paired donors, with incorporation or reduction of molecular oxygen; monooxygenase activity. The record is from RefSeq and is a predicted model, not a curated record.
AUGCAGAAGCAGGUUAGAGAACGGAAGGCGGCGCUCACGGACACGGAUGGCCAGGAACGGUCGGAUGUCUUCAGCUUGCUUGUGCGUGCGAAUGAAGAGGACGGAAAGUUCACGCUGGACGCGGACGAGUUGAUUGGGAACGUAUUCGGGCUUUUGUUCGCUGGACAUGAAACAACGGCUCACGUACUCGCGGCAACGCUGGGUUUCCUUGCAAUAUAUCCUGACAUGCAACAGGAAGUGUACGAAGAAAUCGUUAAUGUCGUCGGUCUCGAACGUGAUACUUCCUUCGAUGACUUCAACAAUCUCGAAAAGGUCCUAAGCGUAUUCUACGAGGCUCUUCGACUCUAUCCGCCGGGCUACCUCAUGAUCCGUCAAGCCACCGAGGACACUAUACUCACUAUUCCGAACGCUCAAGGCGAAGAAGGCACUUGUACUAUCGCAAUCCAGGAAGGUGCAGAAGUGGUCGUCGAUAUGGUUGGCGUUCACUACAACCCGCGACAUUUCCCGGAACCGAACAAAUACAAGCCGAGCAGGUGGUAUGGAAACUUGCAGGAUCUCGAAGCCAUGACGGCGUUCAGUAUCGGUCCACGAGCCUGCAUAGGCAGAAAAUUCGCCGCUAUCGAAGCUGUCUGCUUCCUCACCCUCCUCCUCCGGGACUGGCGCGUCGAGCCUGCGCCGUCAUCUAUGAAGCCUGGAGAGACGGGAGAAGAGUGGAAGGAGAGGAUGAUGGAUGCAAAGGUAUUUCUGACGUUGGGGCCCGGAUCGGUGCCCGUCAGGUUGGUGAGGAGGGAGAAGUGA